This is a messenger RNA of Pelagomonas calceolata, 543 nucleotides long. NCBI's taxonomy places the organism in Eukaryota, Pelagophyceae, Pelagomonadales, Pelagomonadaceae. The record is from the annotation of a GenBank genome assembly.
CACUAUGUAUCUAUUAGGACUGCGUCGGGUUGUUCUUGUAGUACUCGCUGAUGCGUUUUGAUACGGGCCCCGUCUGCAUGACGCUCCAGACGGAGCCGAAGACGACGCCGAGGCCGAUGCCGAGGGAGGCCUCCCGGAUGAGGGAGCGGAGGACCCAGCUCGCGCCUGCGGACGCGUCGAGUGGGCGCGGCGGCGGCGUGGCGGCAGCGCGGCGAAGGCGGGCACGCGACGGUCGAGCGAGGCGUCUUGUAUCAUUGUAUCUUCGUGGGCGGAGUGUCGCGCCGGAGGGGCCGCAGCAUUUUGGGAGCUAUGUGUGUGCGCGCGUCCCGCCGCAACGCAAAAUGAGCAGCAAAUGCAGCUGGGGCAUGAGGUGCUUUUUUUGGCCGCGGCGCGACGGGCGGACGCCCGGUUUUCCACAGAACGUCGAUCACAGGGUCUGUUCGAAGCUUUUUAAACGGCUCUGCUGACGGACCAGCCAUCGUAGCGCAACAGCAGGCCUGCUUUUUGGCCGCUUGCUACAAGGCUAGAGGCUCAGGCCGCUAG